AUGGAAUAUAAUAUCUAUUCUAAUGAUAAUAGUGCAAAUGAAGCUAUUUUAGCUAUGUUAAAUGAGUUAAAUAAUAUAUUUUUUAUUGAAUAUUUAGAUUCUGAAAGCGAAGACAAAUUUGACUCUAUACCAGAUGAUGAAUCAGUAUCUGAUGAUGAUAUUCCUUUAAAUAAACUAAAUGAAUUCAACUUUUAUAUAUAUCAUUCUAAACAAUCUUGUUUUGGACAAAUUUGCUAUGAAAGAUUUCUUGCAUGUCGUACUGAAUUUGAAAGUUUAAAUAAAAAUAUACGAGAUAUGGUUAUUAAAGGACAACUUUCAGAUCUAUGUGAAACUUGUGAAACAAUAAAAAUGGAUAUUCAAUACACUACUCAAUAUAAAAAAAAAUUGGAAAUUACUAACAAUUAUUUGGCUUACUUAAAUCAUGCACAAGAAGAACGUAAUUACUAUAAUACAAAUAUUGUAAAUACUAUUGAAGAUAGUAAACAUAAUCCAAAUAUAGUUAAACCUUAA
Messenger RNA from Scutellospora calospora, 510 nucleotides. NCBI's taxonomy places the organism in Eukaryota, Fungi, Glomeromycota, Glomeromycetes, Diversisporales, Gigasporaceae. The record is from the annotation of a GenBank genome assembly.